Messenger RNA from Arachis stenosperma, 831 nucleotides. RefSeq lists its product as uncharacterized. NCBI's taxonomy places the organism in Eukaryota, Viridiplantae, Streptophyta, Magnoliopsida, Fabales, Fabaceae. The transcript is spliced from 4 exons. The record is from RefSeq and is a predicted model, not a curated record. Bases 1 to 831 code for a protein of 276 amino acids.
AUGUCGAAAGCGGUUGCUGAUAAGCUGAUUGCAUUACAGAGGCACUUUUUGUGGAGUAAGGAGGAUGGAAACUAUGGUAUACCUCUAGUUAAGUGGGAGCUGGUUCAGGCACCAAAAAAGGUUGGAGGCUUGGGGGUUGGAGAUGUAGUACUUAGGAACACAACACUCUUGUUUAAGUGGUGGUGGCGGUUUUCAAAGGAGGAUUGCUUGUUGUGGAAGAAGAUUGUUUAUUCAUGUAACAAUUUGAACCCGAAUGUAAUGCUAGCAUAUCAGACCUUACUGGAUGGGUUAGAGUGGAUUUGGAAUUUCCAUUGGAGGAGGGAGUUGUUCCAAUGGGAGUUGGAACUUGUCCAUCAACUUCAUGAUAGGUUAAAGCCAGUGAAGCUAUCAACUGGUAGAGAUGAUAAUGUCAUACAAUCGGAAACUUUGUCGGACGAGAUCACGAGCUAUAGUUUCACAAGUUCAAUUUGGAGAGGCGUGGUACCUUCGAGAGUUGAGCUUUUUGGAUGGUUUGUACUAGUUGGUAGAGUUAAUACCAAAGAGCGGUUGAGUAGAUUGGGUGUUAUUCCUCAUAGUGAUAAUAUUUGUGUUCUGUGUAAAAAGGAGAUAGAAUAUGUUCAGCAUUUAUUUCUUCUAUGUGAGCUUACAUGGCAGUGCUUACCGGCGGCGAGAGGGAAGGCGAGCGACAACAACGACAGAGGAUGUGACACUGGUGAAUACAGGAAAAACGAGCUCGGCGAUGACAACAACGCGAUAGGAGUGGUAGGGGAUGCGAGGGUCAAAACCGUCGCUGCGGUAGCUAUGGGCUGCGGUGGCUACAGGAUACCGUGA